GUUUUUGUUUGUAUCUUGCUUCAGUGUAACACUUGCAUUGACACGACUAAAACCACAAAUAGUGAAUGACAUAACGCUCAGCUUAGCUAGCUGAACAACUUCAUAAAUGCUUAUCGUUUAAAAAACUUUGCAAGAUAUGUAUCUUUAGCUGGCUAGCGUCUCUUACUAAUCACUGGACUCAAUUGUCGUUAUGAAUGCUAUCCUUGAUCAACAAAACGAAUAUUAAAUUUAGCUAGGUAGCUAACAGUCAGGUUUAGCUCUCGACUCCAAACCUUCGAAUCUUUAGACGCAACCAAUUGACGUGUCGAACCCUCUCCAAACACCCAAUCACAGAACGUAAUGUUGGCGUGCAUGAUUUGAAACAAACAUGGCAGCCUCCUGUACUCAUACACAUGAAGGUUGCUGGAAAUUUGACAGCUAUAGUUAACUAAAUGAAGAAUGGAAAAAUGUUGAGCUUGUCAAUAAAAGAGGUCUCUUUGGCAUUGAGGGAGGGUAGGAUUUCUCCUACGGAACUGUGUCUCAAAUGCCUCAACAGGAUCAAGAAAACACAAAGCCUCAAUGCCUACAUCACUGUGACAGAGGAGCUGGCAUUGAAACAGGCUCAGGAAGCCGAGGACAGGCUCCUCAAAGGUGCACCUAAAGGUCCUCUAGAUGGAAUCCCCUUUGCUGUGAAAGACAACUUCUGCACAGAGAAGAUCAAGACCACCUGUGCCUCAAUUAUGCUUAAAGACUACAUCCCACCUUACAAUGCCACGGUGGUUCAGAAGCUUUUCAACCAAGGAGCCGUUCUAAUGGGAAAGACCAACAUGGAUGAAUUUGCAAUGGGAGCAGGCAGCACUGACGGUGCAUUCGGACCAGUCCGGAACCCUUGGAGCUACUCAGCCCCAUACAAAGAUCUAACAGGGGCGGAGCCAGAAUCUGACUGGGUCAUAUCUGGAGGUAGCUCCGGAGGAAGUGCAGCAGCUGUGGCGUCUCUUACCACCUUUCUGGCUUUGGGGUCAGAUACGGGUGGUUCCACUCGUAACCCGGGGGCUCUGUGUGGGGUGGUGGCCUUGAAGCCCACCUACGGCCUGGUCUCCAGACACGGCCUCAUCCCCCUGGUCAACUCCAUGGACGUACCUGGCAUCAUGACCCGAAGCGUCCAUGAUGCUGCCACCAUCCUCGGUGUACUCCAAGGCCAUGAUGUCAGAGACUCAACAACAGUCCCCAGCCCUCCUUCACAUGAAGAGCUACCAGAGGACCUGGAUGUGAAGAACCUACGUGUAGGCAUUCCUAAGGAGUACCAUGCCCUGGGUUUGUCGGCAAAGACGUUAGACCAGUGGGUCCGCGUGGCAGACAUGUUUGAGCGAGCUGGGGCACGGGUGGAGCAGGUGUCCCUCCCCCACACCCAGCACUCCAUCGUCUGCUACCAUGUCCUGUGCCACGCAGAGGUGGCGUCCAAUAUGGCACGCUUCGACGGCCUUGAAUACGGCCACCGUAGCAGUGUGGACAGUUCAACGGAGGCUAUGUAUGCCACAACACGCCACAAAGGCUUCAACAGCGUUGUCCGAGGGCGGAUACUGUCUGGGAACUACUUCCUGCUCAAACAGAACUACGAGCACUACUUUGUGAAGGCCCAGCAGGUCCGACGGCUGAUAGUGGAAGACUUCAAGAGUGUGUUCCGUUCGGGCAUCGACGUGCUACUUACGCCUACCACACUUGGUGAUGCGGCGCACCAUGCCGAGUUCAUGCAGGAAGACAAUCGCACACGCAGUGCCCAGGAAGACAUCUUCACACAGUCUGUCAACAUGGCAGGUCUUCCUGCUGUUUCUGUUCCAACUGCUUUGUCAGACCGAGGCCUCCCCAUUGGUCUGCAGCUAAUAGGCCCCGCCCUUCAGGACAGGAAGCUGCUGGCCGUCGCCCAAUGGAUAGAGCAGAGGGUGGGAUUUCCCUCCAUCAGUUACCAUAGCAAUACGGACAAGGGGAUGGAAGGCACCAUGUUGGAGAAGACAUCCAUUCCAUGAGAAGGGCUCUGAACGUAUAUACUCUUGUCUUCUUUAUUUAAGGGCCUAUACUAUCACUGGAUGCUUUUGGUCAUGAUAGGACCCUAAAUGGUAAAACCUGGUUGAAUGUUUAGUCUGUGUAUAAAAUAACCUCAUUCAUUUUGCACCA
Messenger RNA from Hypomesus transpacificus, 2151 nucleotides. RefSeq names its product glutaminyl-tRNA amidotransferase subunit QRSL1 (gene qrsl1). Gene Ontology annotation, biological process: glutaminyl-tRNAGln biosynthesis via transamidation; mitochondrial translation. The record is from RefSeq and is a predicted model, not a curated record. Gene Ontology annotation, cellular component: glutamyl-tRNA(Gln) amidotransferase complex; mitochondrion. The transcript has 11 exons. Lineage: Eukaryota; Metazoa; Chordata; Actinopteri; Osmeriformes; Osmeridae. Gene Ontology annotation, molecular function: glutaminyl-tRNA synthase (glutamine-hydrolyzing) activity. The coding region runs from base 432 to 2003 and encodes 523 amino acids.